Molecule: messenger RNA, 3354 nt
Organism: Rosa chinensis
Lineage: Eukaryota; Viridiplantae; Streptophyta; Magnoliopsida; Rosales; Rosaceae
Product: polyribonucleotide nucleotidyltransferase 2, mitochondrial
Exons: 16
Coding region: 69-2987 (972 amino acids)
Biological process (GO): mitochondrial RNA 3'-end processing; mitochondrial mRNA catabolic process
Cellular component (GO): mitochondrion; chloroplast stroma; cytosol
Molecular function (GO): RNA binding; 3'-5'-RNA exonuclease activity; polyribonucleotide nucleotidyltransferase activity
Source: RefSeq, a predicted model, not a curated record
UCUUCGCGCUAAAUCUCUUAAACCCUAAACCCUCACACACUCUCUCUCUCACAUUUCCACAACCGCCCAUGGCCUCCGUGGCCCACCGCGGCAACCCACUCCUCCACCACCUCCCUCAUUUCCUCACAUGGCGAUCCCUACGCUUCCGCACCAUCUGCAGCGGCCGCAUGGGCUUCUCGUCCCACUCUCAACCCGAACCCGAACCCGAAACCCGUACUCUCCCCGGAACCAAGCUCCUCGAAACCUUCACAGAACAAUUCGAGAUCGGAUCGCGCCUCAUCACACUCGAAACCGGAAAGAUCGCACGUUUCGCUAACGGCGCCGUCGUUUUGGGCAUGGACGAGACCAGAGUUCUCUCCACCGUCUGCUCCGCCAAGGGUGACGCCGUUAAAGACUUUUUACCCCUUACCGUUGAUUAUCAAGAGAAGCAAUUUGCACAAGGUAUUAUACCAAACACAUUCAUGAGAAGGGAGGGCGCACCGAAAGAGCGUGAGCUCUUGUGUGGUCGUUUGAUUGAUCGGCCAAUUCGUCCUUUGUUCCCUGCAGGAUUUUUCCAUGAGGUUCAGGUGAUGGCGAGUGUUCUUUCUUCUGAUGGAAAGCAAGAUCCAGAUGUAAUGGCAGCUAAUGCUACGUCUGCUGCUCUUAUGUUAUCAGACAUUCCGUGGGCAGGCCCCAUUGGAAUGAUUCGCAUUGGGAGGAUCGAGGGGAAGUUUAUUGUUAACCCAACUAUGGAUGAGCUUAGCUUAAGUGAUCUCAACUUAGUGUAUGCAUGUACAAGGGACAAAACGUUAAUGAUUGAUGUGCAAGCUCGUGAGAUUUCAGAAAAAGAUCUAGAAGCUGGGAUGAGAUUGGCUCAUCCUGAAGCAGUUAAAUAUCUUGAACCUCAAAUCAGACUGGCUGCUAAAGCUGGCAAGCAUAAGAAGGAAUAUAAAUUGUCACUGAUGCCGGAGAGAACAUUGGAGAAAGUCGCUCAAUUGGCAGAAGCUCCCAUAGAAGAAGUUUUCACUGAUCCCAAGUAUGGAAAGUUUGAACGUGGAGAAGCCCUGGAGAAUAUUGCGCAAGAUGUGAGAAAAGCACUUGAAGAAGAGUGUGAUGAAGAAAGCUUGAGACUUUUACCGAAAGCAGUAGACACAGUGAGGAAAAAGGUUGUCCGAAGAAGAAUAAUUGCGGAAGGAUCAAGACUUGAUGGGAGGCGACUGGAUGAAGUUAGGCCCGUGUACUGUGAAUCUGGUAAUUUGCCUAUGUUGCAUGGGUCAUCACUUUUUUCUCGUGGAGACACGCAGGUACUCUGUACCGUAACACUUGGGGCACCUGGCGAUGCACAACGCUUGGAAUCUGUGGUGGGCCCCCCAUCAAAGCGCUUCAUGCUUCACUACAGUUUCCCGCCAUUCUGUAUAAAUGAGGUCGGUAAACAUGGUGGCUUGAACAGGCGUGAAGUUGGUCAUGGAACUUUGGCGGAAAAAGCUCUGCUUGCCGUGUUACCUCCUGAAGAUGACUUUCCAUACACUGUUCGUAUCAAUUCUGAAGUAAUGGCUUCUGAUGGUUCAACAUCUAUGGCUUCUGUCUGUGGAGGCAGUAUGGCUUUGAUGGAUGCUGGCAUUCCACUGCGCAAACAUGUAGCUGGUGUCUCCGUAGGUCUUGUUAGUGAAGUUGAUCAAUCAACUGGCACAAUAAAGGAAUACCGUAUAUUGACUGACAUUCUGGGUCUGGAAGAUCAUUUGGGGGACAUGGACUUCAAAAUUGUUGGCACGCAAGAUGGAAUCACCGCAAUUCAAUUGGAUAUAAAACCUGCUGGAAUUCCUUUAGAUAUUGUUUGUGAAAGCUUGGAGGCAGCACGUAAAGGUCGUAUCCAAAUUCUUGAUCACAUGGAGAGAGAGAUCAGUGCACCUCGCACUCAAGAUGAUAGAAAUUCUCCUCGAUUAGCUACGUUGAAGUACAGCAAUGAUGCACUUCGUCGAUUGCUUGGGCCUCUGGGUGCUCUUAAAAGAAAAAUAGAAGACGAAACAGGUACACGGAUCUCUGUAAGUGAUGGAACACUCACCAUAGUUGCUAAGAAUCAAUCUGCAAUGGACAAAGUACUCGAAAAGGUUGAUUUUGUACUUGGACGUGAAAUUGAAAUUGGUGGGGUCUAUAAAGGGACUGUAGCUUCAAUCAAAGAAUAUGGCGCAUUUGUGGAGUUUAAUGGAGGGCAACAAGGCCUUCUACACAUUUCCGAGUUGUCACAUGAACCGGUGUCACGGAUUUCAGAUGUAGUGUCUGUAGGCCAGCAGCUCUCUUUGAUGUGCAUAGGCCAGGAUGUUCGUGGUAACAUUAAGUUGUCCCUGAAAGCUACAUUACCUCGACCACAAUCUCAGACAAAUAAUUUGGCUGUGGAAUCUGUUCCAUCUAUGAAACAAGCUCCUAGUGUUUGGGCAGCUGCUGGAGAUGUGUGUAGUGGCAAAGAAAAGCAUAGCCAUUUGUCUGAGGAAUUGCCAGUGAGUAAAUAUGAAGUUAAUGCGAUAAAAUCCUCUGCUUCCUCUAGUCCACCAGUUCUAGUCAGAAGUGCUGAAGAGUGCGACGAGGAGGAAAGAUCUAGUGGUUUUGUUCAAAAUUCUAAAACUACUUCUGAACCCAUUGGUGGUUUGAAACCAGAGUGCAAGACGGUUCAAUCUACUCCUAAGACAUCAAAAUCUUUCUUACAAAAGGAACGAGAUAAAGAUGAGAAGGAACACAAUAUUGCAUCCCAAAACCACUCUAGUAAUGAUUUGAGUAACAAGGAAGACCCUGUAACUGCAAAAAGUCUGAAGCUAGGAACAAAGGUUACUGCUAAGGUUUAUCAGAUCCGCACAGGUGGGCUGGUGCUUGAUCUGGGUAGGGGACUUCGAGGAAUGUAUCGGUUUGAGGCCAAUGCUAAGAAGGACUUUGAUGUCAACGAUGAGUUGCGAGUUGAGUGUGUUAGUUUUUCUAGCAAGGGGAUUCCGGUAAUGUCUUUGGUGGAUGAUGAAUAGCAUCGUAUAAGCCAUUCUUUUACACCGUGUCAUGUAGAUGAUGACUUCAAGAUAAUUGCCUUGAAGAACUCUGGUGGCAGUGGCCUGAGUAAAUUCCAAGAAGAAGUGCAGAGGGUUAAGCUUUGAAUGUUUCAUAUAAACCGGUUGGAAGUUUAUGGCAUGAUUGGAGUACAUUUUGGGAAUAACAGUCACGGGAAAUUGACAUUGAUGUCUCGAUUAGUUAGGUGCCCUUGACAUGUUACCAUUUUGUAAAUUAUGGUUUCUAUUUAUGACUGAUGUAUAAUAGCGUUAGCUGGCUGCCUUUAAAGGCUUUUUUGGGUGCGCAAAAAUAAUGGAAGUACCAAAUGCUCAGUUUUAUCUUCCUGAC